Molecule: messenger RNA, 3917 nt
Organism: Rosa chinensis
Lineage: Eukaryota; Viridiplantae; Streptophyta; Magnoliopsida; Rosales; Rosaceae
Product: disease resistance protein RUN1
Exons: 7
Coding region: 117-3917 (1266 amino acids)
Biological process (GO): defense response; signal transduction
Molecular function (GO): ADP binding
Source: RefSeq, a predicted model, not a curated record
UAUUUUAGCUUAUCACCGGCCAUUAUUGCCUUUAGAACAAGACAACUCCAUUUGCAAGUCUAGCUAUCUUAACUUUCAUUUGGUCAUCGACUCAUUGAUCAUUUUUGAGUUUAUCCAUGGCUCAAGAAAGCUCCUCUUCCAAUAGUGGUUCUCCUCAUUAUGAUGGAUAUUGUAGGUAUCAUGUGUUCUUGAGUUUCAGAGGCGAAGACACGCGUAAGACUUUCACCGACCACCUCUACACCGCCUUUAAAGAUCAAGGCUUUCGUACUUUCCGAGAUGACGAUGAACUUGAGAGAGGAGAAGAUAUUAGUCCGGGGAUUGAGAAAGCCAUUCAACAGUCGAGAAGUUCUGUUAUUGUGUUCUCAAAAGAUUACGCGUCUUCCCGGUGGUGCCUUAACGAGCUGUUGAUGAUCCUUGAACGCAAGAGGACCUCAGAUCAUGUAGUUUUACCAGUCUUCUACAACGUGGAUCCAUCCCAAGUGAGGAAGCAGACGGGCAGUUUUGGGGAGGCAUUUGCCAGACACCAAAAGACUCAACUAUCGGACAAGGUGAAAGAAUGGAAGGACGCACUUACGAAAGUUGCAGAUCUUGGAGGGAUGGUAUUACGGAACCAAGAUGAUGGGUACGAAUCAAAAUUUAUUAAAACAAUUGUUAAAGAGAUAGGUGACAAGCUUACUCGUACAGUACCACUAAGCGUUGGCCCUAACCUGAUUGGAAUUCAUGCUCGAGCCAACAAAAUUAAUCAAUGGAUACAAGAUGGACCAAAUGAUGUCGGCAUACAUGUAAUUUUUGGGAUGUCUGGAAUAGGGAAGACGACAGUUGCAAAACAUAUCUAUAAUUCAAACUUCAGAAGAUUCGAAGGAAGCAGUUUCAUUGAAAAUAUUAGACAAACCUCAGAACAAAUCAAUGGCAUAGUUAAAUUACAAAAACAGCUCCUUUAUGAUAUUUUGAAUGGAAGAGAAGUAAAAAUACGAAAUGCUAGCGAAGGAAAAACUGCGAUUGAAGAUGCCAUAAGCUGUAAAAGACUUCUUCUUGUUCUUGAUGAUGUGGAUCAUAUGGACCAAUUUGAUGCAUUACUUGCGAUGCAAUAUCGAUUCCAUAAAGGAAGUAAAAUCAUCAUAACAACAAGGCGUGCAUGGGUAUUAAAAGCUCAUGGAGUUACUAAGGUGCACUAUGUUCGAGCUUUGAAUGAAAGUGAAUCAUUGACGCUUUUCAGUUUGCAUGCUUUUCGACAAGAUCAUCCUACUGAAGGCUACGCGGAACAGACUGCAAAGUUUGUACGCCACUGUGCCGGGCUUCCAUUAGCACUUCGAGUUUUGGGUUCUUCCCUGUUCGGGGAAAAUAUAGUUGUAUGGGAGAGUGCAUUAAGAAAAUUAGAAUCUAUUCCUAAUAGCGAAAUCAUGCAUAAACUCAGAAUGAGUUACGAUGUACUGGAUAAGCAUGACCAGGAAGUGUUCCUCCACAUUGCUUGUUUCUUUAUUGGAAAUGACAAGGAUUACACUGUUGGAAUACUAGAUGGAUGUGAAUUGCACACUACUAUUGGCAUUAUAAAUCUCAUUGAUAGAUGCCUAGUAGCAAUUGGCCCCAAUAACAAGGUGGUGAUGCAUGACAUGAUUCGUGAAAUGGGAAGAGGAAUUGUUCGCCUAGCAGCAGAGGAGCCUCGGAAACGUAGUAGAUUAUGGCAUCACAAGGACUCUAUCAAAGUAUUGAAAGAAAAGAAUGGGACAAAAAAAAUUGAAGGUCUUGAAUUAAACAUGCAAAGGCACCUUGGAGUCACUACAAAAAAUUUGAAUGAGAUCAUCUUGGAAACCAAUGCAUUUGCAAGGAUGCACAAACUAAGACUUCUCCGGCUUAGUCAUGUGCAACUCAGUGGAUGCUAUGAAGAAAUUCCUACAGGAUUGAGAAUGUUGUGUUGGAUUGCAUUUCCUUUAGAUUCUAUACCAAAUGAUUUUCAUUUGGAGAACCUAGUUGUUCUGGAAAUGCAGUAUAGCAGCUUGAGACAAAUCUUGAACGGAACAAAGUGUUUUCCAUCCUUGAAGAUCCUUGAUCUCAGUCAUUCUCAUGGCCUUAUUGCAACCGUUGACUUCUCUCUUUGUCCCAAUUUAGAGAAACUGAUUCUCAUGGAUUGUGAAGGCUUGAUUGAUGUCGAUGAAUCCAUUGGAAACCUGGACAGACUAGUUUAUUUGAACAUGAAAGAUUGCAAAAGUCUUAGGAGGCUCCCAAAGACCAUUGGUAUGCUAAAGCUACUUGACACACUUAUUUUAUCUGGUUGUUCAAAUCUUAACAACUCUUCCAUAGAUAUGAUUAGGAACAUGGAGUCUCUCAAACUGCUUGAACUGGAUAGAAUUCCAGUAAGUCAAUUAUUCAAUCUCUGUGGGGAGGUCAAAUUAUGGAUUAGUUAUUUGCCAUGCUCUCUACUAUCCUUAAGUCUUAGUGGGUGCAAUCUCACUGAUGAGGCUUUUCCUAAGGAUUUUGCUAGCCUAGCCUUAUUGAGAAGUUUAAAUCUAAGUAAUAAUCCAAUUUGUGGCCUACCAAAUUGCGUCAAGGGGCUGACAAGGCUAGAAAAACUCCUUCUCUCGAACUGUUUGAGCCUCAAGUCCCUUGUAGAGCUACCAAAAGUAGACCACGAGUUGGAUGUGGCCGAUUGCACAGCAUUGGAAAGAAUAACAUAUCAAUCAAGUUGGUGUGCCUAUGCUGCGCCUAACCGAAGUGGUAGGAACCACAGCCUAGUUGAGUGGGAAUACAAAUAUAAGUUAGAACCCAUUAAAAGUGUUAAUGUAGAAAUGCUCAAUUUUUUGGGCUUGAGCAAAUUGGACUUCGAAUUCAUGCCAACCAUUCGGAUGUGCAUGCCGUAUCAAGGUUACGACAUAAUUCAUCAGGGUGGAAUCCAGGGACUGCAUGAGUAUGAUGGCACAAACUCAUAUAUUCGAGGAAAUGCAAGAAAGAUAGAUAUGUUCAGCACAUUUCUUCCUGGAAAUGCGGUUCCAGGCCAAUUCAGCCAUAGAACCAAAGGCUCCUCCUCAAUAUCAUUAACCUUGCCUUUGCCUUCACUUCCCGAUAUCAGAAUCCGAGGCUUUAACAUCUUCAUUAUCUAUGCAAUUUCUGAUAACGACGAUGAAAGAUAUUCUUCUAGUAGGGACCAGGGUUCAAUAACUAUCAAAAUCAUAAAUGAGAGCAAUGACGACAACUGGCAUUAUGCCCCAAUAUAUCACGGUAUUCCAGGUAAGGGAGAAGACAUGAUAUGGUUAACCCAUUGGAAUAUGAAGAAUCAAGUAAAAGGUGGGGAUCAAGUGGCUGUUUCACUCUCGGUAAAACAUGCAAGGUUUCGGUAUCAAGUAAAGGAGUGGGGGAUCCAGGUUGUACAGGAGAAGCAAGAAGAUAAGAUGUGUACCGACCACUACACCAGAAAUCCCAUUUGUUUUCCAUGUGCCACUGGCGGAGAUUUGUUAACAUCUGAUGAGCCGUUGACUGGAACAUACUUGCUGUCCUAUGAACCUGAUUCAACUGUAGAUAAAGAUAAAGAAGGAGAUGAUGAAGAAGAGGCAGUGGGUGAUCCUAUUCCUGAAUCAGCAAUGAGGGGUGGCAGCAACAACAGCGAUCGGGGUCUCAGAAAGUGGAAGGUGCUCAUCAUCGCUGCUCUCAUCCUUGCCGCUGCCAUCAGUGCUGCUCAUCGUUUCGAGGACUCUGAUCUCAACACAAAUCUAGCUAAAUCAGACCAUGAAGAACAACGGGAUGAAGAUGACAACCUUGCAGCAGAAACCCAUACUGAAGGCAGUAACAACCGUGCUCGGGGUCCCAGAAAGUGGAAGGUGCUCAUCAUUGCUGCUGUCAUGUUAACUCUCUGUUUAUCUGUUUGCUGGUUCUUCUUUUUCUCCGCUAAAGACAGAUACAUGGAAUCCAUUUUGGUUCCUACAUGA